GCUCUGCAACUCGCGCCUCCAAUACUACGUCGUUUCGAAAACCCUGUACAGUAAAUAAUGGGGAAGCAGAAGGGAGACGGAGCUGGGAGCAAGGCCCGCCCUUCCAGUAGCAGCUCUGGUGAUAGCAAUGCAUUUAUCUUGCCAAAUAAGAGAAACAGGAAAAGGAAGGGCACCACUCAGGAGGGUAAGAUACUUGGCACAAGAAAAUCACAGAAGCUGACCAAAUCCCAAGAAAAGAAGUUGCACAAGUUGGAGGAGGAUAAGGAAAAAGCCCUUUUGCUAUCCAAGAGCAUUGAGGCUUUAGGGAAGUAUAAGCUUCCGGAGGGUGUACAUUCUCUUUUGCAGUCAUCAAAAGAUAUUGGUCAGGUUGAAUCAAAAAAGGAAAGACGUAGGAAGGCUGUUCUAUUCUCUAAAGCAAGAUUAGAAGUUCCGUAUACUGACCAACCAUUUAAAAAGAAAGUCGAUGUCGAUGCUUGUAGUGAAAGUGAACCUGAGUCAGAAAGAACUCGAUCAAGGCAGGAUCUUGACAAAAGUGGUCAAGUGCAAUCGAUGGUAAUACAAAAAGAAAUCCAUAAGACCGCAUCUGUAUGUUUGAACUCCUCGCAGGGGAUAGUCUCUAGCAGAGGACAUGUCACAGAUGGUGGUCCUGCUGCCAGCUCAUCAUCUAAAAUUGUUAUCUGCAAGGAACAUGAUGUGUCUUUGCCAGAAUACGUAACUCCCAAUGAGAAUGAUGACCAUGAAAGAACAGAGUCAAUGGAUAGGGUAAAAGGGAGCCCAAAAGUAACUUCAAGCCGGACAAGUGAAGUUUCAGAUUUUGCUGAGCCACGGUCUCUUAUUGCUCCAACUAUAGUGAAUGUAUCAAGGCCCGUUGAAGUUGAAAACACAAGGAAGGAUCUUCCAAUAGUAAUGAUGGAACAGGAGAUAAUGGAGGCUGUUAAUGACCAUUCUACUGUUAUUAUAUGUGGAGAGACAGGGUGUGGUAAAACCACUCAGGUUCCCCAGUUUCUUUUUGAAGCUGGCUAUGGUUCAAGCCACUCUUGUCAUCGAAGCGGGAUAAUUGGUGUCACUCAACCUCGUCGUGUUGCAGUCCUUGCAACUGCUAAGCGAGUUGCAUAUGAGCUUGGUCUACAUUUGGGUAAAGAGGUUGGCUUUCAAGUUAGAUUUGACAAAAAAAUUGGCGAAAGUUCCUCCAUCAAGUUCAUGACAGAUGGAAUAUUACUACGCGAGCUUCAGAGUGAUUUUUUGUUGAUGCGAUAUUCUGUAAUAAUUCUUGAUGAAGCUCAUGAGCGGAGCUUGAGCACGGAUAUACUUAUUGGAAUGCUUUCUCGUGUAAUUAGUACUCGCCAGGAAAUAUAUGCUAAGCAGCUGCUUUCUGGAAAAUCUAUAGAUCCUAGACAACAAGUUUUUCCGUUAAAGCUUGUGCUGAUGAGUGCCACAAUGCGAGUGGAAGACUUCAUUUCUGGUAGAAAGUUGUUUCGUGAAAUCCCGCCAGUCAUAGAAGUUCCCACCAGACAAUUUCCAGUAACCACUCACUUCUCAAAAAAAACUGGGACGGACUAUAUUGACCAAGCAUAUAAAAAAGUCUUGGCAAUUCACAAGAGGCUGCCCCGUGGGGGCAUACUUGUCUUCGUCACUGGGCAGAGGGAAGUAGAGUCCUUGUGUCGAAAACUACGUAGAGCUUCAGCAGAACUGGUCAUGAAAACAUCUGGAAGGAAAAUUGAGUAUAAUACCCAUGAUGCCUCUAAAAUAAAUGUUGAACUACUGGAUAUGAAUGAGAUUAAUGAAGCAUUUGAGGUUGAUGAAAAUUCAGCCGACCGUCAAGUUGACAGGUUUAGCUCCAUUGAUGAAGAUCGGGGUAAUAUAACUGAGGAUGAAUUGGAUGCUUCGUAUGAUUCAGAAACAGAAACAGAGAGUGAAGUGGAAAUUGAUGAUGAUGGGGACUUAUUGUUACACGAUACCACAGAAAUUGAUGGUGUUGGUGCAGAUGUUUUAGGAGAGACGGGGAGCAUUGCUUCACUGAAAGCUGCUUUUGAAGUUUUGGCCAGUAAAACUUCUGAUGGGAAACAGCCCAGUUCAGUUACACUAGAUGCUUGCUGUAAUAAAUUCCGUCCUAUUCUUGGGAAAAAGAGUGAGAUUGAUAUUCACAAUUCUCCUGGUGGCUUGCAUGUUCUCCCUCUCUAUGCCAUGCUGCCUGCGGCUUCUCAGCUUCGCGUAUUUGAAGAAGUCAAGGAAGGAGAUCGACUAGUAGUUGUUGCCACAAAUGUGGCUGAGACCUCUUUAACUAUACCUGGGAUAAAGUAUGUCGUUGAUACUGGCAGAGUAAAAGUGAAAAACUACAAUUCCUCAAAUGGUAUGGAAACAUAUAACAUAGAGUGGAUAAGUAAGGCAUCAGCUGCUCAACGUAAAGGAAGAGCUGGAAGAACAGGACCCGGACAUUGUUAUCGUCUUUAUUCUUCUGCCGUAUAUAAUAAUGAAUUUCCUGACUUUUCUCCAGCUGAAAUAUUGAAGGUCCCUAUUGAUGGUGUUGUCCUUCUAAUGAAAUCUAUGAAUAUUGAAAAGGUAUCCAAUUUUCCAUUUCCAACUCCACCUGAUGUUGCUGCCUUGGGUGAAGCAGAACGUUGCUUGAAGGCGCUUGAAGCACUUGACAGCAAUGGCAGAUUAACACCCGUGGGGAAGGCCAUGGCUCGUUACCCCAUGAGUCCUCGCCACUCAAGGAUGCUCCUUACGGUUAUUCAAAUCAUGUACGAGGAGAAAAGUUAUCCCCGCAGUAAAUUAGUGUUAGCAUAUGCAGUUGCAGCAGCGGCUGCAUUGAGUUUAUCAAAUCCUUUUGUGAGGCAGUUUGAAAAUGACUCAAAAACUCAUGACUUGGAUCAGGAUGAAAAUCCCGGCGCUCCUGUGAACAAAAUGGUUUCAGAGAUGCAAGAAAAGUUGAGAAGGAAAAAACUAAAAGAAACUAUAAAGGUGUUUCGGGAAAAAUUUUCUAAUCCUAUCAGUGAUGCUCUGACUGUAGCUUAUGCUUUGCAGUGCUAUGAACUUUCGAGGAGCCCAGUAAAGUUCUGCAAUGACAAUGCCCUACAUCCGAAAACUAUGGAGGAAAUGUCCAAGCUGAGAAAGCAACUGCUCCAACUUGUGUUUAAUCAAUGUGGUGCAUCUGGCAAUGAGAAGGGUUUUUCAUGCAUUUUUGGAAAUCUGGAAGAAGUUGAACAUGUUUGGAGGGUUUCCCAUGAUAAAAGUCCUCUUUCAUUGUAUGAGGAAGACCUCUUAGGCCAAGCUAUAUGUGCUGGUUGGGCAGAUAGGGUGGCGAAACGCAUUAAAGGAACCUCAGGGUCAUCUGAAGUAGAUAGAAAAGUUCACGCCGUGCGGUAUCAAGCCUGCAUGGUUGAAGAGACUGUGUUCCUCCACCGUUGGUCAGCUGUUUCUAAUGCUGCCCCCGAAUUUUUGGUUUACACUGAGCUAAUACAGACAAGACGUCCAUACAUGCAUGGUGUAACUAGUGUAAAACCAGAAUGGCUUGUUAAGUAUGCUCCGUCUUUAUGCACUUUCUCGGCAACCUCAACUGAUGCGAAACAGUAUUAUGAGCCUGUGACUGACCGAGUGUUGCAUGAUGUCAUUCCAGCCUUUGGUCCUCGUCUAUGGAAGCUUCCCCCACAUAGUUUACCUAUCACUAAUUAUGUCUCUCGAGUGACAAUUUUCGCUUAUGCGUUGCUUGAAGGUCAGGUUUUGCCAUGCUUGAAACAUGCUCGUGAGUUUAUGAAGGCACCUCCAGCAAGUAUUUUACGGCCAGAGGCACAAGGCCAAAGACGGGUUGGGAAUUUGUUAGCCAAGUUGAACACCAAAAAGAUAGACAGUUGUUCUAUGUUAAGAGAGGUCUGGAAGGAGAAUCCUGAUGAAUUGCGUUCAGAAAUCCAGGACUGGUUUAAGGAGAGUUUCCACAAGAAUUUGGCAACUCUGUGGUCAGUCAUGCUUAGGGAAGUUGUUUUAGAGCUGGGAGAACGGUUUUCAAAGAGACAGAAAAGAUAAACUAAAUGGUUGGUUUGGAAAUUGGAUGUUGGACGUGAACAUUUUGUUUUCCCUGAUAUCAGAAUCAAAUUUGAGUCUGUUUACUUUCUGUUUGCCUGAUCAUUAUUCCAUUUGAACUCCCAGCAAUUUCACUUUUUAUUAUUGUUUGCCAACACUGGUGGAUUUCUAGGGCUGGUUUUUUUGGUCUGAUAUUUUUGGUUUUUUGACCGACAUUUUAUAUUUUGCACAUAAAAACAGUUAUGUCCCUCGGUUUAUAAAUUAAACAGGUAUACCCUUGUACUUUUAAUUCUUGACAGUUUUUAACGUUU
Messenger RNA from Fragaria vesca subsp. vesca, 4328 nucleotides. Its product is annotated as probable ATP-dependent RNA helicase DHX37-like. The record is from RefSeq and is a predicted model, not a curated record. NCBI's taxonomy places the organism in Eukaryota, Viridiplantae, Streptophyta, Magnoliopsida, Rosales, Rosaceae. Gene Ontology annotation, molecular function: ATP binding; RNA binding. The coding region runs from base 58 to 4020 and encodes 1320 amino acids. Gene Ontology annotation, cellular component: intracellular anatomical structure; nucleolus. Gene Ontology annotation, biological process: maturation of SSU-rRNA from tricistronic rRNA transcript (SSU-rRNA, 5.8S rRNA, LSU-rRNA). The transcript has 11 exons.